AAAGGAAAAUGGAAACAUAACACUUUGUUUGUUUUGUUUUUUAUAUAUAUUUGUAAAGAUAAAACUAGCUUUGGAAUUGUCUGUCUUCAUUUUUGUAAAAGAAUCUCACAUAUUAUUCCAAUACCAACAUCUGAUCUCCAAGGAAUCCAUAAAAGUUAAGCUGUUUUUAUCACCAUGAAAGUACAAGAUUUUUUAACGCAUUUAUUUUGUCAGAAAGAUUUUUUUCACUCAUUAACAUUUAACUUUCUAGCAAAAAACAAAAAUUACUUUUAAAAUCACUGCAUAAUCAAACAGUAAAAUGAUAAGUAAAUUGGUUCAACAAAAGUCAAGAAACAUAAUCUUUAUAUUUUUGAAAAAUCUAUCGUUUGAUGAUUUAAUUAUUAAUGGGAAUAAAAAUUUCAACGGCGAAAAGAAAAGGGACAACUUUAUUGUACAGCAUAUUUGCUUUAUGUGUACUGCGAAAAUAACUUUUUCACAGUUGUAAAAUAAAAACAUUUUAAUAUCUCAUUUUUUUGAUUUCACAACAAAAACAAUAAAAUAAAAAUCUUUUAUAAAUAAACACUCCCUAUCUCUUCUUGUUUCCCCGUCCCCUGUUCUCACCAAACUCUCAAAGCUCUCUUCUCUUCUCUAGCCUUCUCUCUCUAACACAUGAGAGAACAAAAUCAUCAGCUCACAAUCUCAGCCGUCGAUUAUAUCGCCACCGUCGUAGAAGAAGAUGGAGAACACUCAAGAUUUCUCGCCACCACACAUGGAUGCUUCUCGGCCGUCACUAGGAUUCCCUCUUGGCACAGCUCUGCUUCUUAUCAUCAUUUUCAGCCUCUCCGGAAUAUUCUCUUGUUGUUACCAUUGGGACAAACAUCGUUCUCUCCGCCGCUCUUUGGCCAAUGGUCGUCCCUCCGCCGACAUCGAGUCUAAUCCUUACAAACCCAAACCCCCUUUUCCGGAAAUGAAGAAACCGCAGAAUCUGAGCGUACCGGUGUUAAUGCCAGGAGAUAAUACACCCAAAUUCAUAGCAUUGCCGUGUCCGUGUGCACCACCUCGACCUGAAAAACUCACCGUAGAUGUCCAAACUCCGCCGCAAUCACCGCCUGUUAAGCCGGCGCGUUUUCCUGUUCCUUUGUAUUAGAUUUAAUUAGCUAUAAGAUAACGAACGAAAGAAGGCGGAAAAAAAUGUCGAAAUGUCUCGUUUUGAUGUACAUAUGGAUCAUAAAAUUUUACAUUUUUUUCUAUCACUGAUUAUUUAUUUUUGUAUUCAGUUGGUUUUAAAUGGUUGUGCCAAAAAAAAAAGCAAACUAAAUUAUGGAAUCUGAGGUUAAUUUUUAUACGUAUUUCUUUUUCUACUAACAACAAUGUCUCAAAACUGGAUAUUUUGUAUUGUGUGAAAAAGGAUAAAAUAGUUGCACAGUUAUUUUUGUUUUUUUAUUGUUUAAUAUCUU
Molecule: messenger RNA, 1436 nt
Organism: Arabidopsis thaliana (thale cress)
Lineage: Eukaryota; Viridiplantae; Streptophyta; Magnoliopsida; Brassicales; Brassicaceae
Product: hydroxyproline-rich glycoprotein family protein
Exons: 2
Coding region: 716-1126 (136 amino acids)
Cellular component (GO): membrane
Source: RefSeq, marked reviewed